Messenger RNA from Protobothrops mucrosquamatus (brown spotted pit viper), 1506 nucleotides. Its product is annotated as cytochrome P450 2J5-like. Gene Ontology annotation, cellular component: cytoplasm; intracellular membrane-bounded organelle. The annotation marks the transcript as partial. NCBI's taxonomy places the organism in Eukaryota, Metazoa, Chordata, Lepidosauria, Squamata, Viperidae. The transcript is spliced from 10 exons. The record is from RefSeq and is a predicted model, not a curated record. Gene Ontology annotation, molecular function: oxidoreductase activity, acting on paired donors, with incorporation or reduction of molecular oxygen, reduced flavin or flavoprotein as one donor, and incorporation of one atom of oxygen; iron ion binding; heme binding. Gene Ontology annotation, biological process: arachidonate metabolic process; xenobiotic metabolic process.
AUGGCAGUGGCGACAUUUUUGUUUGUUUUGCUGCUUGCUCUGCUGAUUCUCCUCUUCCUGAGACAACUCUGGACUCGAAGACAUUUGCCUCCCGGUCCUUUGGCUCUGCCUCUCAUUGGGACCUUGUGGGCUGACGGGUUUUGGCUUCAUGAAGAUCAUUUCUGUAAGCAUGUAAAGCAAUAUGGAAAUAUAUCCACUUUGUCGGCUGGACCUAACCUUCUAGUAGUGCUGUCUGGAUUCAAAACUGUGAAAGAAGGAAUGACCAGCUUCCCAGAAGAAUUCUCUGACCGAUCAGUCGAUCCUUUAUUGGGUGUUUUAGGGAAAGAGAGGGGAAUUAUUCUUUCCAGUGGCCACACCUGGAAACAGCAGAGACACAUCGGCAUCACUUCUCUGCGGAAGCUGGGCCUGGGGAAGAAAAGCAUUGAGCAUCAAAUAGAAGACGCAGCUCAGGCAUUGGUGGAGAUCUUUAGACAAACAAAAGGACAGCCAUUUGACCCUUCAUUUCCAGUACUAAAUGCAGUUUUUAAUGUCAUAUGUGUUUUCAAUACUGGACAUCAGUCUGCUCCUGAAGAUGAAAACUUUCAGAAGUUAAUUCAAGCCCUUAAUUUUUUUUUGAAUUUCACUGGUAACAUUUUCCACUUGAUUUAUGUUCAAUUUCCACAAUUAAUGAACUACCUCCCAGGCCCUCACCAGAAGGCCCUGGCUUCUAGGGAGCUUAUCAUUUCCUUUGCAAAGCAGGAAAUAGAGAAACACAAGGAAUUUCACGCUCUGCAUGAGCCACAGGAUUUCAUUGAUUACUAUCUUCUUCAGAUGGAGAAGAGCAGGAAUGACCCCGAUUCAACCUACAAUGAAGAGAACCUGAUUCAGUGUAUUUUGGAUUUUUUUGUUGCUGGGACAGAAACGACCAUGGCUACUCUGAUGUGGGCACUGCUCCUCUUGACCAAUCAUCCUGACAUCCAAGAGAAAGUCAAGAAGGAGAUUGAAGAUGUGUUUGGCUUCUCGGGGUCAAUUUCCUAUCAGGAUCGGAAGAAGCUGCCUUACACCAAUGCUGUGAUUCAUGAAAUGCAGCGUUUAAAAUAUAUCUUGCUAGCUGGGGUUCCCAGGCGAAGUACAAAGGAUGUAAAGAUGAGGGGUUACCUUAUUCCAAAGAGGAGCAUUAUUAUCCCAGACCUGCGCUCUGUUCUUCUUGACCCAGAACAAUGGGAGACACCUAAAGAAUUCAACCCAAAUCACUUUUUAGACAAGGAUGGGAAGUUCAUUGAACGGGAAGAGUUUCUGCCAUUUGGAAUAGGUCAACGUGUAUGCGUGGGACAGCAGCUGGCAAGAAUUGAGAUCUUCAUCUUUCUGACCAGCCUGUUGAGGGCCUUCAACUUCCGGUUGCCUAAAGGAGUGAAAGAACUCAAUGAAGCACCUGUCGUAAAAGUGACAAUGCAUCCACACCCUUACAAACUGUGUGCUAUUCCUCGCAAAGGAUCAUCUCUCACUCUUUCAAAAUCUCAUCUCUUA